AUGCAGACCCAGAUGGGAAUUGGGGGUGAGUUGCAGAGGAGCUACAGAAUGCAGGAUUUCACGUCGCCCGGCGUCAUAAUGAGGGAGAGGAGCUUCAUUCGGCCGCAGUCCCAUCAUAAUGUGCAUCAUGGCCAGUUUCCGAACAAUGGGAAACGGCGAAGUAUGAUUCUGACUAACGCUAAAGGAAAACCCACGCUUGAAAUCUACAGACCUCCAGGCGUGCGCACAGACGGCGUGGCGGCGCCGGCGUCGUCCGCCGCCAGCACCGGCGCGGCUACCCCCACCACCACCACCGCCACCAACAAGCUGAACGUCCACGCCAAGGAGUUCACCAUGGCCAAGCCGGUUGACCUGCAUAAUAGGUCAGCGAUGGGCGUGGGGUACACGGGCGUGGGGCUGCAGCACUCGCGGUCGGCGGUGCUGCACGCGCAGGUGCCGCCCCACUACAGGCCGGUGCUGCCGCCGCACGCGCUGCUCAACAGCACCUCGAGCGGCAACGUUCCGCACGUGGGGGGUCCCCGCGUCCACUUCAAGCUUCAGCCGCAGCAGCUGGGCGAAAAGAAGCGCUCGCCGCCCUCCUCCCUCUCUAACAGCAACGGCAAGAGCGUCCGCCCGCAGCCGUUCGCCGCGGGCCUGAAGCGCUCGAAGUCGCUCACGUCUGCGGACACGCUCGCCAGCGGCAUGGCGGCGCUGGGGCUGGCUGCCGACGCGGGGGACCUGGGCACCUUCCCGCCCGACAUCCAGGAGUGCAUCGACAAGGCGCUGGACGACCCGAACGCGGUGGCGGCGCGCACGCUGAUGGACGCCGUGGGGCACCUGGUGUCGCGCGCGGUGGAGUCGCCUCGCUACGCGCUUCCCGCCGCCCGACGCUGCAUCGCCGUCGUGGAGCGCGAGCAGACGGAGACCUUCCUCGAGUCGCUGCUCAACACCUGCCAGCAGUGCUACCACGACCGCGACAAGCUGCUGGGCGCGGUGGUGGGCGGCGGUCGUCCGCGGCUGAUGGCGUUCCUCUCGUUCCUGCUGGAGAUGUACUGCCAGCUGCGGCGGCGGGCGAUCCACCGCCGGGGCGCGAGCGCCCAGCCGGGCCACGUGCUGCUCACGCUCAUCUGCAAGUGCUGCGAGGACUGCAUCCGGCAGCCGGUGCCCUCGCCCAGCGACACGGAGAACCUGUUCUUCGUGCUGACGUACAUCGGGCGCGACCUGGAGGCGCAGCUGCCCGGCGAGCUGGAGCGGCUGCUGAGCGCGGUGCGCGACGCGUUCCUCAACACGGCCGCCGCGCCCUCCAUCCGCCGCACGCUGCUGCAGCUCAUCGAGCUGCACGCGUCGCGCUGGCAGCUGCCCGGCUGCGCGGUGCUCUACUACUACCCCUCGUCCAAG
Molecule: messenger RNA, 1377 nt
Organism: Iphiclides podalirius (scarce swallowtail)
Lineage: Eukaryota; Metazoa; Arthropoda; Insecta; Lepidoptera; Papilionidae
Source: the annotation of a GenBank genome assembly